CCCACUGCAAUGGACAUCACUGAGGCUCUCUGUAAGAAAAAUAUCCUGCAAAUAACGGUAUUCAUUACGUGUAUAACCUUGCCAUCACUCGCUAUCUCUGCUGAUCUGCAGUACUUUUUGUUACAUCCAAAAGUGUCAGCAACAGAACUAAAUGGACUGACAAAAGGAAAUAAGGUGUGUUUAACAGAAGAAUGUAAACAAGCAGCAUCUGUGUUAUUGGAUACAAUUGAUAUUAAUGUCAAUCCUUGUGAAGAUUUCUACGAAUUUGCUUGUGGUGGCUGGGUCAAAAAGCAUCCUGUACCUCCAACUGAGUCCCACAUGAAUCAGUUUGAUGUAGUGACAGAGAAGUUGGAUCUACAACUCAAAGGAAUUUUAGAAUCUCCUGAGGACCAAAAUGAUCCACCUCCAGUGAAUUCUGCCAAGAAGUUUUAUAAAUCUUGCAUGGAUUUGGACACUGUGGAAGCUGAUGGCCUCGAACUGCUAAGCAAGAUGUUGGAGGAACUUGGAGGGUGGCCUAUGGCACAUGAUGACUGGGAUGAACUCACAUUUGACUGGCAGAAAGCGGUGGCAUUUUUGACAAAGAAGCUUGCUGUUUCCCCUCUCAUCCUGGUCUAUGUUUACUUGGAUCGUAAAAAUUCUAGCCGGAGUGUCAUAACUAUAGAUCAGCCAUCUCUUGGAAUGCACCGUUCAAUGUUAAUAGCCCCAGAUAUGUACGGACAGCAACUCGAAGCUUAUCGCCGCUGGAUUAUGGCUUCUGCAAUAGAAUUGGCCACAUACAAUAAUGCUUCAAUUUUUCGCUCAAGUAUCAGUGUUGAUUCAUACAAUGUUGUUGAGUUUGAGAUUCAACUAGCACGCUUGAUGUCACCUAAUGAAAUGCGCCGUAAUGCCUAUAGGAUGUAUAAUGCAAUGACGCUAAGGGAGUUACAAAAAUGGACUGACAACAGUGAAGCAAUAAAUACUCAUUCACGGAUCCAGUGGUUGCAGCUCAUGGAACAUUUAUUUGAUGACAUUGAUGUGAAGAUAGGUUAUGAUGAGACAGUUGUGGUUAAGGAGAUGGACUAUUUAUUUAAGCUAGUGGAACUUCUUGAUAACACACCUGUAAGGGUGAUUGCUAAUUACCUGAACUGGCGACUGGUGAAGACAGUCAGCAGGGACACAACACAGAAAAUGCGUGAGCUUGCUUUUCUGUUCGAAAAAGUUCUCAGUGGAACAAAAGAAGAUCAGCCAAGGUGGCGUGACUGCGUAUUUACAACUAGCAGCUCACUGAAUUUCGCUGUUGGAUAUGAAUAUGUAAAACAAUUUUUUGAUGAUGAAGCAAAGAAAAGUGCUUUGGAGAUGGUUACAAAUAUUCGUGAGGCAUUUAAGCUGCAAGUGCGUGAAGUAGACUGGAUGGAUAAACAGACACGGAAGGUAGCAAGUGAGAAAGCUGAUGCCAUGACAGAGCUUAUUGGUUACCCAGACUGGUUUUCAAACAAGACAGCACUGGAAUAUUUCUACACAGAAGUUGAAAUUGGGCCACACCACCUUCUGAAUGUUGUUAGGUGUAAGACCAUCAUGGUGCGGCGUAUUAUGUCAAAAUUGAGGAAACCAACAGAUCGGACAGAGUGGCACACAAGCCCUGAUGUUGUAAAUGCUUAUUACAACCCACAAACAAAUUCUAUCAUUUUUCCCGCAGGAAUAUUACAGCAACCGUUUUUCAGCAAAGGCAGAAUUGAAGCUCUGAACUAUGGAAGCAUUGGUGUUGUCAUAGGACAUGAGAUCACACACGGUUUUGAUGAUGUUGGUCGCCAGAGUGAUAAAUAUGGAAAUCUUGCACAAUGGUGGACAGAGGCUACAAUACAGACAUAUAUAAAAAAGUCACAGUGCUUCAUGGAUCAGUAUGAUGCCUACCGUGUGCCUGAGCUAGAUGACUUGCUCCAUACCAUCGUUCGGAUGAAUGGUGUGACCACAUUAGGUGAAAAUAUAGCUGACAAUGGAGGCCUCCGUCAAGCAUAUCAUGCGUAUCGCAGUUAUGUGGAAAGGAACGGACCUGAGCCACGGCUACCUGGCCUCGAGCAAUUCACUCCAGACCAACUGUUCUUUCUUGGAUUUGCAACAGUAUGGUGUGAAUCUACAACUAGCGAGUCUCUCCUUCAAGAAGUGUUGUCAGACCCACACAGCCCACACAAGUAUCGAGUCAGAGGUACCUUAGCUAAUUCUGAAGAUUUUUCUAGAGUUUGGAAAUGCCCACAAGGCUCACCGAUGAAUCCCAAUGAUAAAUGUCUUUUAUGGUAACUUUAUAGCACAUUUGUCAUGGGCUUACAAUUUGUUGCAUAUUGUCAUGAAUCACUAGCACUAGUUUGCUUGUAUAUUGUACAGUCUGUCAAAAUCUGUAAAUGAAAAUCUACAGAAGUGACAAAAUAUGAUUCUUGACUGUACAGACACAAUCGAUUAAUAACCCGUAUCAGUAUUGGCACAGUUCCACGCACACUUGUACAAAUUCACAGAGACAUCGACAUUAGUCUGUUGAAAUGAUCAACAGCAUUAUUAUAUUGUGUGUAUAUAUAAAUGAUUUUUA
This is a messenger RNA of Schistocerca cancellata (South American locust), 2557 nucleotides long. RefSeq names its product neprilysin-4-like. NCBI's taxonomy places the organism in Eukaryota, Metazoa, Arthropoda, Insecta, Orthoptera, Acrididae. The record is from RefSeq and is a predicted model, not a curated record. Gene Ontology annotation, biological process: protein processing. The coding region runs from base 10 to 2274 and encodes 754 amino acids. The transcript is spliced from 19 exons. Gene Ontology annotation, molecular function: metalloendopeptidase activity. Gene Ontology annotation, cellular component: plasma membrane.